This is a messenger RNA of Suillus clintonianus, 864 nucleotides long. RefSeq lists its product as uncharacterized. The coding region runs from base 1 to 864 and encodes 287 amino acids. The record is from RefSeq and is a predicted model, not a curated record. Lineage: Eukaryota; Fungi; Basidiomycota; Agaricomycetes; Boletales; Suillaceae. The transcript has 13 exons.
AUGGCCACGACGGUGAUGAUGUCGCAGCUGCUCAAUUGCAGUAUUCCUAUCUGGCCUACACAACUCAGGCGGUACACCGAAAUGGCAUGGUCACCGACAAUUCUGGAUGUCAGCUGCUUUGUUGAGAACAUCAGCCGCUCGCAAACUGCAGAAAAUAUACCACUAAAGCCGGAGGGAUCAGACGGAUGUGUGGACAUUGAGGACGUUGGUAUGGACGUCGACGCGGACAUUGAGCACGUUGAGGACGUUGGUAUGGAAGUCGACGCAAACAUUGAUGCGGACAUUGGUAUGGACGUCGACGCGGACGUUGAGCACGUUGAUAUGGACGUCGACGCAAAAGUUGAUGCGGACGUCGUAAUGGAAAUACUCGAGUCGCCGGAGGAGGGAUCAGAUGGAUGGAUGGAUGUUGAUGCGAACAUUGAUGUGGACAUGGAAAUGCUUGAGCCGGAGGACGAAACAGACUGGUGUAUGGACAUCGAUGUGCACAUCGCCUCGCGUAACAACAAAGGCAGAUGCAGAUUUGAACUUUGGUUUUACACUUGUCCUGGCGUCCUGACUUGUCUAUACGGAUACAUACCACACCCCACUCUUAUAUUUGCCCACCCUAGAGAUGUCAUUCAGCGUUCAGACGUGCGGAAGAGCACAUGGUAUACAAUACUUGUGGGAGGCCGAUCCUGUAGAAACUUGAACAAUCACUGCCAUGCUGUGGCGUUGGCCCUGGAUGAUCGCAAACUCCCCGUACAUGUGCAGGCCAAGUCAAGGACGCUGUCUCUCCGCAAGUCGGCAAGGUCGUGCAAGUGGUUGUUUCAGAUCUUCUUAGACUCUCCGAUGAGACAGAUCUCAACAUCCUCAAUCACAGCAUGA